This is a messenger RNA of Colletotrichum tamarilloi, 651 nucleotides long. RefSeq lists its product as uncharacterized. The record is from RefSeq and is a predicted model, not a curated record. Bases 1 to 651 code for a protein of 216 amino acids. The transcript is spliced from 4 exons. Lineage: Eukaryota; Fungi; Ascomycota; Sordariomycetes; Glomerellales; Glomerellaceae.
AUGCGUCCAUUGCAAGCCAUCGUCCGCUCGUCCCUUUUUGCCCCCAACGGCCGCAGUCAUCCUUUUACCCCUCCCCCCUUCCAUCAACUAAAGACUGAUUUCACCGUCGCCCCGGCUGUGAACUACGCACCAACACCACCGCCAGUGACCAUCGCGAGCCUGGAAAUGAGCGUGCACUGGACGUGCGAGCAUGUACUCUUUCACAUAGCAACCGGCUGCUUAGCCUACCAGCAAUCAGGGUCUGGAGCCAGCAAUUACAUCAGGCGCCGCCUUGCCUAUUGUGUCAUCCGCUUCCUGCACCUUAAUCGUGAUGCUUCCAUCCUCAUUCGCCAGAAGACCCCGGACCACGACCUCCAUCCUCAUGUUGGACACAGGGUUGGCAAGGCUACCUCACAGCAGCGGCAGAAACGGAAACGCCUGGCGGCUUUGGACAGGGCUCCCACGCCCAUGAUCUCCCGAAUCUCGCCCGUCUCGUCAUCCCUUCAGCUUGGGUUCACCGUUCAGGCCACACGGCACACCAAGCUUGCUACUCGGACCUGGUGCUCCCAAGCAACCACGCCCCCGGAGGCAUACACAGUAUGCCCGAAUCCAGACCUAUUGAUGUUGCCGCUGCAGGCAGGGCACAUCCGCUGCGGCCGACACAGGCGAUGA